Molecule: messenger RNA, 2955 nt
Organism: Xenopus laevis (African clawed frog)
Lineage: Eukaryota; Metazoa; Chordata; Amphibia; Anura; Pipidae
Product: solute carrier family 26 member 6
Exons: 22
Coding region: 497-2740 (747 amino acids)
Source: RefSeq, a predicted model, not a curated record
UUUAUUAUUUAUUUAUUAAAAGGUUUUUAAGCGUUUCUAUUUCUAUUUAUAACAUGUUGCAACAUAACUUUGUAAUAUAAUCAUUCCCGUAGCGAUUGUAUCUUUUUAGCAACAGUAUAAUUUUUACCUGUAUAUGGAAAGUAGCAUUUUAUGAGAAGGGAUUGUUCUUGAUCCCUGUGUAAAUACCUAAGAGACUGUGAGACAAAUUGUUCAGAAUCAAUAAAGUUACUGAGGGAACUAGGAGUUAAAACAGUGCAAAGUAGAUGGGGACGUCAUCACUCAAGGAAGAAGCCUUUAGGCGAAACGCGUUAGCAAGACCACACUUGUGAGUUGCAGAAGCACCCUUUGGCUAGACGGAUUGAGCUCUGAGGGACACUGAGGAGCCAUUGCGAUUUAUCAAGAACUCGUUUAUUCUCCUAAUUGUUGCAAAUAAAAUCUAAUAGCAGGGGAAGUUUGUACUACCAGGACUAUUGUGUGCUCAAAUAGAAUUAAAAUCAUGACAGAGGAAAUAGAAAUUGAAUUGAGUGGGAAAUCCUAUGAUACCAAACACUGUGUGUUCAGUGAAGCUGAACUGGAUGACAUAGCACCCAAAUCCCAAGGACAACCUUCGCUUUGGACUUGGAUGAAAAGUCACACAAGAUGCUCCUUAGGUAUGGGGAGGUCUUUGCUGCUGAACUACAUUCCAGUUUUGCGUUGGAUUCACCGAUACCCUUUCAAAGAGUGGAUUCUGGGGGAUGUCAUAUCGGGACUCAGUGUUGGAAUCAUGCAGCUUCCACAAGGUCUGGCGUAUUCACUGUUAGCAGGCUUGCCUCCUGUGUUUGGUCUCUACACCUCCUUUUACCCUGCGUUCAUUUACUUUCUUCUUGGAACCUCCAGGCAUAUAUCUGUAGGUACCUUUGCUGUUGUGUGUGCCAUGACUGGAGGUGUAACAGAAACCCUAGUCCCCGAAGAAAACAUGCUGAUUGGAAACAACGCUACAUUCUAUGAUACUGUGGCAAGGGAUAAUUUGAGAGUUGAAGUUGCAACCGCAUUAGCAUUCCUAGUAGGGCUAAUCCAGAUUGCUCUGGGUCUUCUACAAUUUGGAUUUGUUGUUAUUUAUCUGUCUGACCCACUCAUAAGCGGAUACACUACAGCUUCUGCAGUUCAUGUGCUGGUGGCACAACUGAAAUACCUCCUUGGCAUUAAACUGAGCCAGAAAACAGAGUUGUUCUCACUAAUUAAUACCUUGAUGAAUCUCUCCUCAAGCAUCACAGAGACAAGCAUCGGCACAGUUAUUACCAGCCUUAUCGCCAUUGUGGUUCUAUUGAUUAUGAAGUUUCUGAAUGAAAAACUAUUUUCCAGGUUUAUUAUCCCAAUCCCUAUUGAACUGAUAUUGCUCAUAGUCUCCACUGGAAUAUCAUAUGGUGUUGGACUACAGGACCUGUUUGGCAUUGAAAAUGUUGGUGACAUUCCUGUUGGAUUGAAGGCUCCAGUAUUGCCUAACAUCAACUACUUUGAAGACAUUAUUGGAAAUGCAUUUGCUAUUGCUAUAGUAGGAUAUGCCAUAACUAUAUCUCUAGGGAAGGUUUUUGCAUCAAAACAUGGAUAUAAAGUGGACACCAAUCAGGAGCUGGUAGCCCUUGGCUGUAGUAACUUCAUUGGAAGCUUCUUUCAUUGUUUUGCAACAAGUGCCUCACUUUCUCGCUCUCUUGUUCAAGAAAGCACAGGAGGAAACAGCCAGAUUUCAAGUGCUGUGGCUUCACUGGUCAUCUUUAUCUUUAUCCUGAGGGCUGGGGAGCUUUUUCAAGACCUACCAAAGGCUGUAUUAUCUGCAAUUGUUGUGGUCAACGUGAAGGGGAUGUUCAAACAAUUCCUGGACAUUCCGUUGCUAUGGAAAACCAACAAAGUUGAUUUGCUUAUCUGGCUGGUGACUUUCUUUGCAACAAUCCUAUUAAACAUGGUCAUGGGGCUGGCUGUCUCUGUUGCAUUCUCCCUGCUUACUGUCAUCUUCCGGACACAAGUAUCUGACUACUCAAUCCUGGGUCAGGUGAAUGAAAUGGGCAUUUACAGAGAUGUGGCUAAAUACCAGCAGGCCAAGGAACUUGCUGGGAUAAAAAUCUUCCAUUCUUCUUCCAGCGUCUAUUUUGCCAAUGCAGAACUUUAUAUGAAGGCUCUAAACAGAAAGUGUGGCAUGAAUAUUGAAAGGCUAAUUGAGAAGAGGAGGAAGGCCAUUAAAAAACAAAAGAAGAAUCAGGAAAAGGCCACCAAGAAAGCUAAGAAAGAGAAGGAGCAACCCCAGGAGGUUACAGGCCGGGUCAACAUUGGCUUUGAUGGUCUUCAGUUAGAAAGUCCACCAAAUGAAACACAACAGACAAAAGAAAAUGAAACAGUAGAUGGUGCAGUGGUUGCCAUUCCGGAAGGUGAUGCAAAUGAGGAGAAGGUGGAGGUGAUCACACUUCAGUCACUAGGCUUGGAGAAACCCAGCUUCCAUUCACUUAUACUGGAUUUUUCAGCAUUUAACUUUGUGGACACGGCCUGCAUAAAAGUAUUUAAAAAGAUUUUUAAUGAUUUUGCUGAAAUUGAAGUGAAUGUUUUUCUGACAUGCUGCAAUGCUACGGUGAUGAAUGGAUUAGAGCAAGGAAACUUCUUUAAUGACACGAUUAGAAAGUCCUGUGUCUUUAAUUCAGUUCAUGAUGCAGUUACACAUCUAACAGGGGACAGAGAUAUCUUUGUGCAGGAUGAGCCUGAUACACAUCUCUAAUUUUUACACCUGGUCAACUGAAUGAAGCACAGAAAACUUGACUCAACAGAAGCACAAAGGAUAGGAUUUCAUCCUCGGCUAGUUGGCCUUUUUUCCUCCAGGUACAAUCCAGAUAGAGCUGCCCCCUACAGUCCAUAUGUGCCAACAGAUGUCAGGUGUCAUCAGAUUUUAACAACUAACAUGAUAUAGCAGGAAUAAAGCUGGCAUUAAGUUAG